AAAAAAUAUCAUGAUGUACCGGUUGUUGUUAUAAUUUUCAAACUUAGCCGAUUUUGCAUGAAUUUUAGAAAUAAAAAAAAAUUUACUGCAAGCACUGAUGCACUAUUGGACUUGGUGACGACGUCUUAAUAUGCAUAUAUUUUGUUUAUAUCGUUCAGUUUUGAUUUGAUAAAAUUUUAUCGCUACGAACUCCGUUAUGUUUCAUUGAUAAAAAUUCCAAAAUGACACAAGUUAUGUACGUUUUGCUGACUUGUGUGAAAUUACUUCUUCUACCGUCUUAUUUUUCGACCGAUUUCGAAGUCCACCGCAAUUGGCUAGCGACAACCUACAGUCUUCCAUUGAAGGAGUGGUACUCGGCCAAACAUUCAGAAUGGACAUUAGAUUACCCUCCACUAUUUGCCUGGUUCGAAUAUAUUUUAGCCCAAAUAGCAGCGUACGUCGAUGUGGACAUGUUGUCGAUACACAACUUGAAUUAUUCGUCUAAAGCUACGAUUGUUUUUCAACGACUCAGCAUUAUUAUAACAGAUGUUGUCUUAUUUUAUGGAUCUCAAAGGUGUGCCCGAUGUGUUACAUCUAUGGUACUGUCAAAAAAUAGAAAGAAGAAAAAUUGUGACGAGAACGAAACGUUUGUUGAAAUUUUGCUUAUAGCUAAUGUUACAUUGUUAUUACUCGACCAUAUACACUUUCAGUAUAAUGGUUUCCUAUUCGGAAUACUCCUCAUAUCUAUAUCGCACAUUUUAAAGGGUGAAAAUUAUCGCGGUGCGUUUUGGUUUUCCGUUCUGCUGAACUUCAAGCAUAUUUAUUUAUACUUAGCACCAGCAUAUUUUUUAUUUCUCUUGAAACACUUUUGUCUCACACAAAGUAAGGGAAUAGCGCUUCGACGUUUAUCAACACUGGCCAUUAUUGUUUUGGCAGUAUUUGGUCUGUCGUUCGGGCCGUUUGUUCUAAAUGGCGAGUUGUUCCAGGUUUUACAUCAAUUAUUUCCGUUUAAACGAGGUCUGUCUCAUGCGUAUUGGGCACCUAAUUUCUGGGCUUUCUACAACACAGCUGACAUCGGAGCCAAAAUAACAUUUAAAUGGUUGGGCAUCGUUAAAACUAAUGAUACCACAUCUAUGACUGGGGGAUUAGUACAAGAAUUCGAACACUUAAUUCUGCCGUCAAUUACACCGCCAACUACUUUCAUCUUAACAUUAAUUUUUAUGUUGCCGUGUUUGUACAAAUUAUGGAAGUCAAAAAAUUGUCGCACCGAUUUCGUUCGAUGUCUUGUAUUGUGCGGACUAACGUCGUUCAUGUUUGGUUGGCAUGUUCAUGAAAAAGCACUACUCCUGGCCGUCAUACCGUUAACAUUAUUAAUUAACAUUUCGUCAACCGACUGCGCAGUUUUUGCCAUUCUAUCGACCGUCGCCACGUACUCUGUGUUCCCGUUACUGUUCGAACCAUUUGAGUUCCUCACGAAAACCUUGCUGCUUUUACUUAAUGUAUACUUUUUGUUUAAGUCUGGUAAAUUUAAUUCGUCAAAUAUUAUAGAGAGAUAUUAUUUAAUAAGUCUUGGACCGUUACUAAUGUUUACCGAUAUCGGACUGCCGUUGUUCGGUGUAAAGAAAAAAUAUCCUUUUCUGCCAUUGUUACUCACUUCAUUCCAUAACAGUAUUGGAGUGUUGUAUUGUUGGAUCAAAUAUUAUUACAAUUACGUGUAUUAUAAAUUCAAACAGGUCUAAUGAUAUGUUGGUACGAUAUUGAAAUUAAGUAAAAUUAAAACUUAUGUUACACAAAUACUUUUUUAUUUAUUUCACAAAUACAAUUUUAUUUUCAUAA
Messenger RNA from Adelges cooleyi (spruce gall adelgid), 1815 nucleotides. It is a transcript of the gene xit, whose product is annotated as probable dolichyl pyrophosphate Glc1Man9GlcNAc2 alpha-1,3-glucosyltransferase. Gene Ontology annotation, molecular function: dolichyl pyrophosphate Glc1Man9GlcNAc2 alpha-1,3-glucosyltransferase activity. The transcript has 8 exons. Gene Ontology annotation, biological process: protein N-linked glycosylation. Gene Ontology annotation, cellular component: endoplasmic reticulum membrane. Bases 222 to 1718 code for a protein of 498 amino acids. The record is from RefSeq and is a predicted model, not a curated record. Lineage: Eukaryota; Metazoa; Arthropoda; Insecta; Hemiptera; Adelgidae.